AUGGCAGACCCAGAAGAACAGCCGCUUCCGGCUGGUUGGGAGAAGCGCAUGAGUCGCACGAACAACCAAGAGUACUACUAUAACCAGGCCACCGGCCGGAGCCAGUGGGAACGUCCAUCGGAGCCAGCGUUUGGGAAGGGUUCGGAUCUCACGCAAGUUCGAGCUGCUCAUUUGCUUGUGAAACAUGCCGGUAGUCGUCGCCCUUCGAGUUGGAGAUCUGACAAGAUUACUCGAUCUAAGGAAGAUGCGAGAAAUAUUCUGAAGGAUUAUAUUCGUCAGAUCCAAAAUUCGAGUAAUCCCGAAGCCACGUUCAGGAAGUUGGCGCAGCAAUUCAGCGAUUGCAGCUCGGCGAAAAGAGGUGGUGAUCUUGGAAUGUUUGGACGACGUCAAAUGCAGAAACCAUUCGAGGAUGCGUCUUUUGCGUUGGAUAUCGGUGAAAUGAGUGAUAUUGUGGAAACCGACUCAGGGCUACACAUUAUUUGGCGACUUGCCUGA
This is a messenger RNA of Ostertagia ostertagi, 495 nucleotides long. The record is from the annotation of a GenBank genome assembly. Lineage: Eukaryota; Metazoa; Nematoda; Chromadorea; Rhabditida; Trichostrongylidae.